Monosiga brevicollis MX1 is the source of this 489-nucleotide messenger RNA. RefSeq lists its product as uncharacterized. NCBI's taxonomy places the organism in Eukaryota, Choanoflagellata, Craspedida, Salpingoecidae. The record is from RefSeq and is a predicted model, not a curated record. Bases 1 to 489 code for a protein of 162 amino acids. The transcript is spliced from 2 exons.
AUGCUGACAAAUUUUUUUGGCUCUCUCUGUCUCUCUGGCUCUCUGGCUCUCUGGCUCUCUGGCUCUCUGUCACUCUGUCUCUCUGGCUCUCUGGCUCUCUGGCUCUCUGUCACUCUGUCUCUCUGGCUCUCUGGCUCUCUCUCUCUCUCUGUCACUCUGUCUCUCUGGCUCUCUGGCUCUCUCUCUCUCUCUCUCUCUCUCUCUCUCUCUCUCUCUCUCUCUCUCUCUCUCUCUUUCUGUCUCUCUUUCUUUGCAGUUUUAUCGAUUUUUACGGCGAUUUUUUUCGAGAUUAUUCGACUUCUGUGCUCCUGUGCAUUGUGUACCGCGGCCGACCCCUGUCAUCCCCUGUCAUCACUGUCUCAUCCCUGCCUGUCAUUACUGUCUUUCUCGCUACCGCACAGCUCCCAAAAGAUUGUAAAAAGGCAACAUGGGAAGAAAGGCUGGGAUGAAUGGAUAUCUGAUCGAUUCACGCCAGUAGCAGAGGCCUAA